Drosophila persimilis is the source of this 4871-nucleotide messenger RNA. RefSeq lists its product as uncharacterized. NCBI's taxonomy places the organism in Eukaryota, Metazoa, Arthropoda, Insecta, Diptera, Drosophilidae. The coding region runs from base 10 to 4800 and encodes 1596 amino acids. Gene Ontology annotation, cellular component: axoneme. Gene Ontology annotation, molecular function: protein binding. The transcript is spliced from 8 exons. The record is from RefSeq and is a predicted model, not a curated record. Gene Ontology annotation, biological process: cilium assembly.
AGUUACAGUAUGAAUAUAUCAUCAGCAAUUUGUUGGUGCAACGUCUGGGACAAGAGCAGCAUUGCCAAUGUGGGCCCCGAUGUCCUCAGCCUGCGCAAUGGGAACGUGAUCAAGUUUGUGCACCUGCAGACCAAGGCCGUGAGCUACUUCAAGGCGGAGACGGUGGCCACGGGACUGUACAUCAGCGUUUAUGCCGGACACAAUCGCUUCCCCCUUUUCGCGUUUGCCGAGGUGCUGCUGCGGCCGCACAUCUACAUCUACAAGUAUCCGGAAAUGGUCAAGUUCAACACAAUCACCCCCCACAUGAUCAAGUACAAAGACAUCCGCUUCUCGGAGAACGAUCUGCUGGUGGGCGUGGGCGGGUAUCCGGACUUUCCGAUCUGCGUGUACAACUUCCGCACCGGCAGCCUGAUCGUGGAGCAAGUGACCAACGUGCCCACCGUUGCUCGGAGCCUCUUCCUGAGCAACUCCAACCUGCCGACGAUUGUGCAGUUCCAUAAGCCAGAGAUGAGCAUCCUCUGCUACGAAAUCUGCUCCAUCGAGAAGGAGUCGAAGCUGCACCAGAUCUCCUAUGUGGAUGUGGGCAAGCACUUUCUCAAGUCCUGCGACAACUUCAUGUGCUUCGGCGACGACAAUAACCUGUACGUGGUAAACGACUUCGGCGAGCUCUUCCAGGUGGACAUUGCCUGCUUCUUGCUCAAGAGCCAGUGGAAGCCCGUCUAUCUGCGAGAGGAUCUUGAGCACACGGGGGCUCGUCCUCACGCCUUGAUCUCACAUCGCAUGGGUCUGCUCAUCUCGAAUAACACGCAUGCCUUCUACGUGAAGAAGAAGGCCGGAGGCUACUCGGCCGAGUGGCUGAUUGAUCAGCAGCGGUUGGGGGACAUUAAUAGGUUCUUGAGCAACUACAACGGAGAGAUCUAUGCCGAGGAGCGACUGGGCAGCAUCGCUCAGGUCGUGGUCGAGGGCAAUGUAGGCACGCUGGAGGACGUCGUCCCCACUGGCAAUCUCGUGAUCACAUUCCGAGUGCUUGCAGGGCUCAAGGAGGAGUGCGUGUGUGUCCUGCACAGCGACAAAGUGGCCAUGAUGGACCUGGCCAAAGGGAACACACUCUGCGAGGUGGCAGUAGCCAAUGCCAGCUCGAUGCAUUCGCACCGCAUUAUGGCCAUCGUCAUUGUGGGCACCGAUGAUGGACGUCUCUGCAUGAUCCACUUCGACAAGGCUUCGAGUGCGAGUGUCACGUACGAACUGGAGACCAAUACUAUGGGGGUGGCUGCCCUGGAUUUCCACGACGCUUGGCUGGUGUUUCAGGACCAGGUCAGGGGCCUGCACAUCGUCCAGCUGGAUUAUCGGCCCCCCAAAAUGACGCCCUACUUGGAUCUGAGCCAGCACCUCAAACAGGUGUUUGUCCACAGUUUCAUGCUGGUCGAAGGCCCCCGGCUUAUUGUGGGCAUCCAUCGCGAUGAGAACGUAAAGCUUCCCGGCUACGCGACCGAAUGGUGGAUCUUCAACUGGGGCAAGGACAAGCGUCUCCAUCGGCGGGAGUAUCCACUGCCCAAUCCGUACGUGUCGUUCUGUGUGCAGCCGCCAAUGGGUCGCUGGACGCAGAUCGAGAUUAUUGGGGUGGCCUUAGACUCGCCCAACUUUGAUCAGUUUCUACUCAACGAAAAGGACGAGAUACAGUGGCUCUCCUCCGUGCAGACGCCGCACUUUGGCUACAUACUGGGCAUCAUGAUGACCAAGAAUCUGCUCACCUGGAGCGUGGGCGGCAUUGUGAUCCAUUUCCGGCAGCACAAGCGGGCGCGAAAGCCCUUCAUGGUCUGCCGCUUCCUCAAUCUGGCAUUUGACCCAGAGAGUCUGCUGCGCGCACGGGAGUGCUUCAAUUCCAAAUACCUGAUUACCUUGAUGUCGAACCAGAAUCUUCGAGUGACGCGUCUGCCUUCGCUUUCGGACUUUGUGCGGGAGAAUGUAGAGCGGCCGCUGCCCAACGAUGACGUAAAUCUGCUGGAGCAGACCAACUACAAGGUGAACCAGUUCGUGCCCAUCACCCAGCGGAAGACGGAGACGAAGGAGGAGUACACCAAGGCGGACUUAUUCAAGCGCGAAAAGGUCUUCACGAUGAUCGGGGAGUUUUCCGCAAAGGUCACGGAGCUCAUAGAUUACGAUAUUUCGGUGACGGGCAAAACCAAGGGCAUCUUCAAGAAGUUCUGCUUCAACUACAAAUGGCUGGAUACGCUUACAGAGGAGGCCCACAAGCUGUGCGUCCUGGAACGGGAGUCGCUGGAGCGGGCCAUCGAGGAUCAGUCGCGCAUCCGAGACUGGAUCAUGCGGCUGGUGACCCGCGAGGCCGUCAGCAUCAACUACAAGGUACGCUCCAUCUUUGCGGACGCCAAUUUCGAGAGCUUUUCGAUGCGCCGCAAGCCGGACAUGGUGGAGUUCGACAAGUUUCGUUUCUACGACCUGGAAGAUCACAUCCGCAUGUCCAUGGGCUCCAUGGACGAUAUGGAGGAGUUUAUCCAGCAGCAGCGUAAGACCCCGGCUAUUAAGGCCCCUCGUGCGACCGAUACAGAACUGGAGGGGGAGGAAGAGGAGGUGACAGAGGAUCCCAAGGGGUUGCAAGAAUUGAAGCCUUUUGUGGUAGAGGGCCCCAGUGUCUACGAGCACAUUAUGGCCCCUGUUUUCCAGCUACAGGACAAGAAUGUUGUCACCUCGAAUCAGCUGUACAACGAGACCUGCAAAUUCCGGUACUAUCUGAACGAUCCGCUCAAGCAGGAGUUCAACAAACUCUUUCACGAGGCCCAGCAGCUCAAGCAGGACACCAUUGACAGCGUCCUAAACACCAACAAAGUGCUGUACAAGAUCUACGACAACAUGAACAUAAUGCUGCGUCUCCUGAACAUGGAUCAGUUCGAGCCUCCGGAUCUGUCGAUGCCUGAACUGGCCAAGGACGAGGUCAUCAAACGCAUCAUGGAGGUGGAUGACUCGGAGAUCAAGGCUAUCAAUCGGCGGAGGCGCAAGACCAUCGAUACGGGUGGCAAGAAGGGACGGCUGCUGCUCUGGUCGGUGGAGUUCUGGGCUCGUGCCCUGAUCGUGAUGAUGGACGGGGUGCUGGAAAAGCUGUGGGAGGAGGAGAUCAAGAAGGACAUACCCAUACCCGAGUUCAUGCUGAAGAAGCAGCCGCACGAGUACAGCCUCGAAGAUCAGAAGGUCUUUCGCGUCUACGAGGAGGCCGUGCGCCAGCUGGAGGAGGAUCGUCGCAAGUAUCUGCGCAUCCUCGCGGACAACGAAGCGAAGACCCUGGAUCUGAAGAGCAAGCACAUACUGAAGCUCAAUCAGCGGGUGGCCGAGCUGAUGAUCCUCAAGCUGAAGUACGACUUUGCCCUCAAACAGAGCCGAGUGCGUCUGCUCACCACCGAAGUAAUCAACUUCAAGCGCGUGCACAUCCGCAAGCGAAUUGGGAUGUUCCGCACCGACUUCGAUAAGCUCAACGACUACAUCAGUCGCUAUGGGGCUCUAUUGGACUUCUGGGAGAAGGGUCUGGCCGAUGCCAAGACCCGCCUGGAGGCCCAGCAGACCAGAGAUCGCGCCAUUGAGCGGUACUUCCGCAGCACGUUCCUCAACACGGUGCCCCACGCUCAGCACGAGAUGACGAAGCUCUUCAAGAAGCGGCCCAAGCUGCCGGCCAAGGUCUUCAAUUCGGUGCUCAUCUGCAUGGAGACCUCGCACAAACUCAGCGGCAAGCAGAGCCAACGCAUUGCCUUCCCCCUGCCCAAGGAGAUCCACGAGUUCCUGGCCUACAUUGCAGAGAUCGAUGCGCCCAAGAACUGUCCGCCCCAGGUGGAUGCCAAGAGCUGGGAGUCGUUCAUCAAGCUGCGACGCCAGAAGAUGGAGAGCGAAGUGCGUCUCAAAGCGGUCGGCUAUCAGCUGGCAGACGGUCAGAGCUAUCUCACGAGUAUAGCCAAAGAUUUGAUGGCCCUUAGGGACUCCAAGAAUGUGACCCAGAAGAGCUCUGAGGAGAGCGUCCAGACAUAUCUGGAAGUAAUGCGGAAUAUGUCUCUCCAAUUGACCCUCACUCUGGGGCAAGUGGAGGUAUCGGUGAUGGGUACUGCAGCGGCCCUAGCGAACACCGUGCUGAUGCAUGUCGAUGAUAUCAAUGAUGUGAAUCGUUUGAUAAAGGAUGCUGGCAACAAGAAAAUCAAGGCCAUGCAGCGUGUGGCCAUCUUCCGGCGCCAGGUGAUCUUCAAGGAGUGGGAGCACAAGCUAUACAAAGCCAAUAUAGCAUACCUCAAGUAUAUGCUCGAUGCCAUCGAGAAGUGCAAGGUGUCCAUGGAGUUCCUCAAUAUCCUGCGCAACUGGGAGAAGGUUAAGGCCGAGCGACAGAAGUACAUGGCCGCUGGGGCCAUUGAGCGUGUGAUUCAGCAAAAGAUAGCCGCCUUCAAAAAGCACAUCGAACGCAUCAAUCUCAAAAUCGACAUGGUAAAGGCCAAAACUCUGGAGGUUAAGCGCAGCAGUCAUACAAUCGAUUUCAAAAUCGAACGGAUCAAGGUGGACGUCACAUUCCAGAACACCCUACGCGACACCAUGAUGGAGGAGAAACGAGAUCGCGAGCAGCGCGAGCGAAUGUCUCAGAUUAAAACCCAUCGCCAGCUCAUGGAAAAUGUGCGCCGGCACUAUGCCCAUGUGCUGGAGCUGCAAACGAUACUGGAGCUGCUGCGCCUGCGCACCUAUCCGACCUUGGGCCCACCUUUGCCCCAGUGCCUUCCUCCCGUACCCGAGCACAUACUCAGCUCGGUGCCUCCAUAGACGCUCACAGUUCACAGAAGUUUUAACCCUUCGCCCUGCUGCUGGCAGAAAGUUUUCGCAGCACUUCCCAG